Messenger RNA from Anopheles bellator, 1007 nucleotides. RefSeq names its product sphingomyelin phosphodiesterase 4-like. The transcript has 4 exons. The record is from RefSeq and is a predicted model, not a curated record. NCBI's taxonomy places the organism in Eukaryota, Metazoa, Arthropoda, Insecta, Diptera, Culicidae. Gene Ontology annotation, biological process: sphingomyelin catabolic process; ceramide biosynthetic process; glycerophospholipid catabolic process. Bases 252 to 1007 code for a protein of 251 amino acids. Gene Ontology annotation, molecular function: sphingomyelin phosphodiesterase D activity.
GAAGCCCAAUAACAAGGUAGUGCUCUCUGGCUUGAUAUAAUUCGAUUUUUUCGGAUAUUGGCCUCGACCUUAAAGGUUCCCUGAAGCAGGCAAAGACCGCUCUGCAGUUGUAGCCGGAUAAGUAGGCCUCGACCUCUGUAAGCAUUUUAUUCAUCAUUACCGUGUUGUGCGCGGUUCGUGAUAACUAUUGUUAGUUCAAUUGAUACGGGAUUGUGCUUCGAUAAAGCUGUUGCUGUUUUUAUGUAUUGAAAAUGCUUCAACAUGGCGAAAGCUAUCCAACUGAAAACAAACAGGUUAAUCAUAAUUGGCAAGGAAUAAUCGAAGUCUAUUUUCACGGAUUGCCCUUUCAUCUACGAUCAAACGCGACCAGACAAUUUUUAAAACAAUUCCAGAACACUGGAGAAGAAUCGCUGGAGAAUUUAUGUUUUUAUGUGAAGGAUCUAAUCGACACCGCGACCGUUGGAGAUCUGCACGACAUAUUCGCACCGUUAGUCGAGUCCAUCUUUGACACGGAGAACAACCGCGGCUGGAAUCUUCGCAGGAUAACUGAAAAACAAAAUGACGAAUUCAUAACCCUACGCCACUUUUUCGACGUUUUCGAUGGUCCAAUGUUUCGGUUAUGCUAUCACCUGCGGAAUUAUCGUUAUGAGCUGCCGGUAUCCUUAUUGCCUUAUGCAAUGCAGGAUAUGGUGCGAUCGGAAGAAUGUCCUGCCUUCUACCGCGAGGUGUUGUCAUUCGAUAAGCACAGCCACACGAAAGACGCUCUUUUCCUUAACCCAUUCGAUUAUUUCUUUUUUCAUUUUGCACACUACGGUACGAUUCCUCAAGCGAUUCUUGAUCCUAGAUGGAACUCGAACAAUCAGAAACGACCACAAACGAUUUAUAAUGUGCUGGCCGCCGAUUACAUGUGCAACUUUCUUCCGAAUAAACCUUUUUCCGAUGUGUUUCCACAAAUGACGAUGCCGAUUAAAGAGCUGUGCUCACUGUGGGUUAACUCCAAAUUUUAA